AUGGAGGCCGGUUUGAAGCCCCAACCACUUGCAUAUCUCAUGCGCUAUCACCGAGAGCUGUUUGUGGACCCACUGUUCUGGACUUCCCGUCAUUUAGAUCUGGUAGGAUGUCGCUUCAAGCCGCUUGAGUCGAGGGAGAACAUUCGAGACAUUGGCGAUACGCGUGAAGCUCAAAACAACGACGAUACGCGCCAGUGGGCUGAAUGUGACGGUCUCGUUCCUGUACCGCCGCCGCCUCCAUCGGCCCCCGAGCGACUUGCAAAUAGCUGCGCGCCCCUUGUGAAGCUCUCCGCCCUUACCCACAUUCUGGAGUAUGAGGGAAGCCCUUUUGAAGAGCGUUGCGAAAAAGGACCUAGAUUUUACUUCGCAGGCCAAGCGAUUCAUCGACCAAACUCUGUCGUGUUUGGUCAUCGCAAACAAGCCAACCAAUCUCUGAUAGGCUACUUUGACUACACCUCCGCCACUUACGGCCGCGAAGAUAAAUUCCAGGCGAAAAGCCAUCCUACUUGUGGCAAUAACGCGCCUGUCGGGCGUCUUCAUCAAAAACGGCUGGCACAAAUAAUCCCAGUUAAUUGGGAGGAAGACCCGUACUUCGUUUGUAUCUUGCUCUCUAUUGCCCAACUGCAGGAGCGAUCCCCCACAACUAAAAAACAAACAACUCAUACGUCGCGUCUUCUCGUUACGAAGUGGCCAGACUGUGCGUUCAUCUACCUUUACGAGGCUCAAUUUACAUCCGAGCUUCUGAACGCGAUUGAAAACCCGCAAACUGCCACGAUGCAUACGAACUGGCCGAUCAUCACGCGAAAAAGGAUCCCUUUCAAGCCCUUUGACACUUUCCAGCAGCGUCUUGUGGCCGAGCUAUUACUUCCGGCAAAUCAACACUAUCACAAUGCCUCGGAUAUCAAAGAUGGUGUUGAUGUUGUGAAAAAUACAGCGAAGCGCCAGCACGAACAAAAAGUCGAGACGCGCACGGUUAAACGCAAGAUAGACAUGGCCUGUGGGAAUUGA
This is a messenger RNA of Penicillium verhagenii, 1008 nucleotides long. RefSeq lists its product as uncharacterized. The transcript is spliced from 3 exons. The record is from RefSeq and is a predicted model, not a curated record. The coding region runs from base 1 to 1008 and encodes 335 amino acids. NCBI's taxonomy places the organism in Eukaryota, Fungi, Ascomycota, Eurotiomycetes, Eurotiales, Aspergillaceae.